This is a messenger RNA of Neofelis nebulosa (Clouded leopard), 1132 nucleotides long. Its product is annotated as immunoglobulin-binding protein 1-like. The record is from RefSeq and is a predicted model, not a curated record. Gene Ontology annotation, cellular component: cytosol. Gene Ontology annotation, biological process: regulation of signal transduction; regulation of dephosphorylation. Gene Ontology annotation, molecular function: protein phosphatase 2A binding. Bases 1 to 1026 code for a protein of 341 amino acids. NCBI's taxonomy places the organism in Eukaryota, Metazoa, Chordata, Mammalia, Carnivora, Felidae. The transcript has a single exon.
AUGGCAACAGCCGAAGACGCGUUACUGCUAUUGCGGCUCCCCGCGCUGUUCGAAACCAGCAAGCAGCUUCUGGACGAAGUGGAAGCAGCGACUGAACCCACCGGUUCCCAGAUAAUUCAAGAUAAGGUAUUCAGGGGACUAGACCUCCUUAAGAAGGCUGCUGAAAUGUUAUCGCAGCUCGACUUGUUCAGCCGAAAUGAAGACUUGGAAGAGAUUGCUUCCACAGACCUGAAGUACCUGAUGGUCUCAGCUUUUCAAGGAGCGCUCGCCAUGAAACAAGUCAACCCCAGCAAGCGUCUAGAUCAUUUGCAGUGGGCUCGAGAACACUUUUUUAACUACUUAACUCAGUGCCAGUAUUAUCAUGUGGCAGAGUUUGAGCUGCUCCAGACCAACUCAGCUGAUAAUAAUACUGCUAGUUCCUCCAUGGCGUGUCCUAGCCUCGUUGCUGUGGCAUCUGAAAGACAGGCUAAAAUAGAGAGAUACAAGCAGAAGAAGGAGGUGGAGCAUAGGUUGUUUGCACUGAAAUCUGCUGUGGAAAGUGGUCAAGCAGAUGAUGAGUGUGUUCGUGAAUAUUACCUUCGAAGGUGGAUCGGUAUUAGCUUAGAAGAGAUUGAGAGCACUGACCAGGAGAUGAAGAUCCUGAGAGAAGACGACUCCUCAAAAGAGGCAUCAACUUCUUACUCAUCUCCUCAGGACAGGCCUCCAAUGAAACCCUUCGUUCUCACUCGGAAUGCGGCCCAAGCCAAAGUAUUUGGAGCUGGUUAUCCAAGUCUGGCAUCUAUGACGGUGAAUGACUGGUAUGAUCAGCAUCAGAAAUAUGGAGCAUUACCAGAUCAGGGCAUAGCCAAGAUAACACCAGAGCUCAAAAGAGCAGCUCAGCAACAGGAAGAUCAGGAACAAAAGGAGGCAGAGGAGGAGGAAGAGGAGGAGGAGGAGGGGGAAGAAACACUCCACAGAGUUCGGGAGUGGGAUGACUGGAAGGACACCCAUCCCAGAGGCUAUGGCAACCGACAGAACAUGGGUUAGUCUUACCACAACAAGAUGGGACUUCAGGGACUCACAUCUUCCCAGCCAAGGAAAGCCAUGCAGUCUUCCCCUACCUGGGCUCCUGCUUCAGCUGUGUAAAAUGAAG